Messenger RNA from Cariama cristata (Red-legged seriema), 951 nucleotides. Its product is annotated as pyrroline-5-carboxylate reductase 2-like. The coding region runs from base 5 to 820 and encodes 271 amino acids. Gene Ontology annotation, biological process: L-proline biosynthetic process. The record is from RefSeq and is a predicted model, not a curated record. NCBI's taxonomy places the organism in Eukaryota, Metazoa, Chordata, Aves, Cariamiformes, Cariamidae. The transcript is spliced from 5 exons. Gene Ontology annotation, molecular function: pyrroline-5-carboxylate reductase activity.
GAAAAUGGGCGUGAACUUCACGGUGAGCAACAAGGACACCGUGAAGAGCAGCGAUGUCCUCUUCCUGGCCGUGAAGCCCCCCAUCAUCCCCUUCAUCCUGGAGGAAGUGGGCCCGGACAUCGAGGCCCGCCACAUCGUGGUCUCCUGUGCGGCCGGUGUCACCAUCAGCUCCAUCGAGAAGAAACUCGCUACCUUCUGCCCCACACCAAAAGUGAUCAGGUGCAUGACCAACACCCCUGUGAUUGUCCGGGAAGGUGCUACAGUCUAUGCCACUGGGACUCACGCGGAUGUGGAGGAUGGGAAGCUCUUGGAACAACUGAUGGCCAGCGUAGGCUUCUGCACCGAGGUGGAAGAGGACCUGAUCGAUGCUGUAACGGGGCUCAGUGGCAGUGGCCCUGCGUAUGCAUUCACUGCCCUGGAUGCUCUGGCGGAUGGGGGAGUGAAAAUGGGACUUCCCCGCAGGCUGGCUGUUCGACUUGGAGCACAGGCUUUGCUGGGUGCUGCCAAAAUGCUGCUAGAAUCUGAGCAGCAUCCUGGUCAGCUGAAGGACAAUGUCUGCUCGCCUGGGGGAGCCACCAUCCAUGCCCUGCACUUCCUGGAGAGUGGUGGCUUUCGCUCACUGCUAAUCAAUGCUGUGGAGGCUUCCUGCAUCCGGACAAGGGAGCUGCAGCAUUUGGCAGACCAAGAGAAGAUCUCCCCAGCAGCCAUAAAGAAGACUUUGUUGGAUAAGGUGAAGCUGGAGUCUCCUUCUUUGUCCAUGGCAUCUGCCAGCAAAGUCAGUCUGUUCACCAGUAAGAGCCCCAGCAGCAAGAAGAACUGACCAGACUGCUGUAGUCUGGCUGUGCUGAACAUCAGUCUCCUCCAUGCCCUUUCUUUUUUGUUGAAGGAAAAAUGGUCACUCUGAAUGUUGGUGUCCCCCAUACCUGGCUUUUGGCUUGCAGCAGCUCUGGG